GCAUUCAGCCAUUUUUUAUUUAGAAUAUUAACGAAGCGCAUACAUAAUUAUCUUCAUUAAGGUUUAAACUUUAAAUUGAUAUACAAUAAGUGCCAGUUUACAGUACUUUUAUGUCAUAAAAUCAUGCGAGAAGAUCCGAUUCGCUAGACGACGUUGUCAAAUUUUUAAAAAUUGAUAGCGGAAGAAAAAAUCAUUAGUAACUUCUUUUUGACGAACAAUUUACAUACAUAUAUAUAAAUCUAUUAUUACCGUCGAGGAAUGGGUACUUAUCAAUUAUCGCCAAACUUAUUAAGUUUCUUUUAAAAAUCCAACGAAAAUAAUAAAAUUAACAUGUACAUAAUUUGUAAUGCUGGUAAUGGCUUUGGCAAAAAAAUAAAUGUAUCGCAAUUGUAACAAGAAAAUUUAAAUCAUUUAACACAUCAUUCAAAAAUCAUUAUUUCCUAACUUGUAUGAAGCAUAAAAUGUUACAAGAAAUAGUGUUUUUUUUCGAAUGCCUUACAUAUCCGCUUCUUUUAAAUGCAGUGCAGGUUUUCUAUUGUGAUCAUACCGUUGCGCAUUGCGAAGCGAAAUCGUACCGAACAGUACAGUAUUAAUCCAGAUUAAAGAGUCAAUCAUUUAUUACAAUAUAUAUCGUAAUGUUUCUUAUGACAUUUAAAAGUUUUCUUAAUUACGUGUCAUCAAAGAAUGUAUUUUUAUAAAACGACUAGUUGGUUAUUCGGAAGAUCUAGAAUUUGUGUAGCAGCUGAUGUGUAAAGAUGGCCAAGCUUAAUACAAACAAACAGUGACCAACGAUAUAUUAAUUUGAUAGCCUUUCCUGUAUGUAACAAGUAACUGCUAAGAAAGCUUCUAUUGUUGCUAUCAGAAAUGGCAUAUGAUCCACGUAAUGUAAAAUAUUCAUCAGAGAUGCAUAGCCAUCAACAAGACCAGCCUAACAUGACCGGAUAUACAUAUUCUGGGCAUUCUGCACAACAUGUUCAACAAACGGAUGAAAAUAGAAACGAGAACAAUUAUGGGAAUAAAGAAACUUGCACGCAAAUAUCUCAUCAGUCCUCUGGUACACAGACUAUUCAAAAAGUAGAUGCAGCAACCAUGACUGAUCCUCUUCAAAUAGACUUUAGACUUACCUCUGAGUAUCUAGCACGAUGUUCUAGUACAUUGGGGUUACCUUAUGUAUCCAAGUACGAAGAAAAUAUUAAUAAUUCAACUCACAAGUAUCAAGAGAUUCGGCCUAAGAUUGAAUUUGAGGUUGAACCGCAACAUAUCAAUGGAUUGUUAAUUUAUCAGUGCCCAGAAUGUGCGUACAGAUUUGAAGAUCAAGAAGCGUUACACGAACAUGUCGAGGAUCACAGGCAACGACCUCACAUAUGUGAUAUUUGUGGUGCGAGUUUGAAACGGAAAGAACAUUUAGAUCGUCACAAACAGGGACACAAUAAGAACAGACCUUAUCAGUGUAACAUGUGUUGUAAAGCAUUUAAACGAAACGAACAUCUCGCUCGUCAUAUGAUUAUUCAUUCGGGUAGCAAAAAUCAAGUUUGUACAGAAUGUGGGAAAGCAUUUUAUAGGAAAGAUCACCUAAAGAAACAUUUGCAAAGUCAUAACAGUAGUAGAAGUAAAGUUCAAAGCGGUUCACAGAGUACCAGUCAGAAUAACGGUGAAGAAGGAUUGAGUAAUUUUGCGAUGAUAAUGAGGCAAACCGGACCACCUCCGUUUUCUAUUUUGCGAACUUAAUAUAAUUUUACUUUAAUCGUAAAGCAAAGUUGUUUUAUAAUUUAGACAAUUUAAGCGAUCGAUGCAGCGAGCGUUAUUGAAAAACACUUUCACGAUUAUAAAUAGAGUAGUUGUUAACAGUUCUAAAUUUCCUAGUUAUCUAUUAUUAAUCUAAAGAUACUACUUUCAGAUAUAUUCAAAGAUCGGCUCUAAGAUAUUUCCGUACAUUCUGUUUUUCUUUUUUCAUUGUAACAUGCUUGAAAUAUGCACAAUAUUCUUAAAAUAUGAAUACCUGUUAAGUACAGUUCUUUGAAAAUAUUAAAUAUAUAAAAAUUUUUAACGGUUUUAUUUAAAAAGUAUUUAUAUAAAUUAUUCGUGCUUUUAUAUAAAUUAUAGUUAAGUGUAAGCCUAGUACUGUUGAAUUUUUUUCUCUAGGCUUUACAUUGUGGAAGAUAUAUAACGUAUGGUGAUUAUGAAGUAAUUAUUGUUUUUAAAUUUCAUCAGUAUCUUGAUUAGGUAUGUAAAUCUAUAGAUAUUCUAAAUUAAACUAGUCCUUUGAAGAAGACUAAUUUUGAGAUAUUUUCUCUUGUCAGAUAAAUGUGAUAUAAAUACUUUAACGUGCAGUGCACAACUAAUUUCUGUUAUGCUCAAAAUAUUUAAAUGCGUAUUUAUUACAUACGAUAGGUGAAAGAAAGUGAGUAAACAUGAUUUUGCUUUCUCUUCAGAUAACAGUGUCAACCCCUUGGAUGAUGUGCCUAAAAUAACACUAUAACGUAUUUACAUUUUCAUGUAAUUAUGAAAGAAAUAAUACAAAACUAACGCUAAAUAUAGUUUGUAACCAGUGA
Osmia bicornis bicornis is the source of this 2552-nucleotide messenger RNA. RefSeq names its product zinc finger and SCAN domain-containing protein 10-like. The record is from RefSeq and is a predicted model, not a curated record. Lineage: Eukaryota; Metazoa; Arthropoda; Insecta; Hymenoptera; Megachilidae. Bases 865 to 1728 code for a protein of 287 amino acids. The transcript has 3 exons. Gene Ontology annotation, molecular function: RNA polymerase II cis-regulatory region sequence-specific DNA binding; DNA-binding transcription factor activity. Gene Ontology annotation, biological process: regulation of transcription by RNA polymerase II.